GCUUGCUUGAUACUGUAUUUCAUCAGUAGGUGGUUUUCCUGUCACGCUCGUGUGGGAACUUUCAUUCCCAACUAAAGGAAACACAUUAAGUCUGGAAGAGAUUUUGUUGGGCAGUUAUUAUACCCUGCUGGGAAGUCAGAGGACUCUGGGCAUCUGGCUGGUCGCAGUCUGGGGACGACUCUUUGUACUGGCAGUGUUGCUGAAGCUUGCUAAGAACCACCAGAAGGAAGCAGACUGCCCUACUACUUGGUGACAUGAUGUUGGCUGCCCGUCUCAGACCCCUGUCGCAGCUCCCAGGAAAAACUCUAAGUGUCUGUGACAGAAACAAUGUGACAAGACACACGCUCUUGUUUUACCCAGACUCCUUCACGGCAACCACCCGUCGGACUUAUGCCAGUGAGGCAAAUGAGGCGAGCGGCAAAGCUGUCCUCAUCACAGGCUGUGACUCCGGAUUUGGGUUCUCUUUGGCCAAACAUCUACACUCAAAAGGUUUCCUUGUAUUUGCUGGCUGCUUAAUGAAGGACAAAGGUGAUGCUGGGGUCAAGGAGCUGGACAGCUUAAAGAGUGACCGCCUGAGAACCGUCCAGCUCAAUGUCUGCAACAGCGAAGAGAUAGAGAAAGCAGUGGAGACCAUCCGCUCCAGCCUGAAGGACCCUGAGAAGGGAAUGUGGGGCCUGGUUAACAAUGCAGGCAUUUCAACAUUUGGGGAGGUGGAGUUCACCAGCAUGGAGACGUAUAAGGAGGUGGCAGAAGUGAACCUCUGGGGCACGGUACGCACGACAAAAUCCUUCCUCCCCCUUCUCCGGAGAGCCAAAGGCCGUGUCGUUAAUAUCAGCAGCAUGCUGGGCCGCAUGGCCAACCCAGCCCGCUCGCCAUACUGCAUCACCAAGUUCGGGGUAGAGGCUUUCUCUGACUGCCUGCGCUAUGAGAUGCAUCCUUUGGGCGUGAAGGUCAGUGUGGUGGAGCCCGGCAAUUUCAUCGCGGCCACCAGUCUGUAUAGCCCUGAGCGUAUCCAGGCCAUCGCCAAGAAGAUGUGGGACGAGCUUCCCGAGGUCGUCCGCAAAGAUUACGGCAAGAAGUACUUUGAUGAGAAGAUCGCCAAGAUGGAGACCUACUGCAACAGCGGCUCCACAGACACCUCCUCUGUCAUCGACGCUGUCACACACGCCCUGACUGCCGCCACCCCCUACACCCGCUACCACCCCAUGGACUACUACUGGUGGCUGCGAAUGCAGAUCAUGACACACUUGCCGGGAGCCAUCUCUGACAAGAUCUACAUCCACUGAAGAGGCUCCUGUGUCCUCUGCCUCGGGAUCUGGUGGGAGGGGGAAGGCUGAGGGGAGGGAGUUCAUACGGUUACCACGGUCGUAGGAAGACUUAUCUUAGCAUUAACCUUACUUGUUCACGUGGUGGUAGGCCUUCACAGAUGUGGGGGUCACAGGUGGGUGACCCUAAGCCUCAAGGCCAACAUGGUGCUUCUAUCUAGUUCAAGUUGAUUUUAUACAAAGAUUUGUGGGAAAUAUCUUUCUAUUAAAAACAGAUUAUUAGA
Alexandromys fortis (reed vole) is the source of this 1549-nucleotide messenger RNA. RefSeq names its product 3-hydroxybutyrate dehydrogenase 1 (gene Bdh1). Lineage: Eukaryota; Metazoa; Chordata; Mammalia; Rodentia; Cricetidae. Bases 255 to 1286 code for a protein of 343 amino acids. The transcript has 7 exons. Gene Ontology annotation, cellular component: intracellular membrane-bounded organelle. The record is from RefSeq and is a predicted model, not a curated record. Gene Ontology annotation, biological process: steroid metabolic process. Gene Ontology annotation, molecular function: 3-hydroxybutyrate dehydrogenase activity.